Molecule: messenger RNA, 744 nt
Organism: Drosophila kikkawai
Lineage: Eukaryota; Metazoa; Arthropoda; Insecta; Diptera; Drosophilidae
Source: RefSeq, a predicted model, not a curated record
AAAAUACGUGCACUUGGAUUCAUAUAAAAAUAGUUGUAGAAAAAGAGCGCAGACGAAUGGCGCCAUUUGUUGAUAUCUGCUGUGCACUUGAAUACUAAACACUGACUCCAAAGUUACUCAACACACAUUAUGGUUGUAGCCCUGUGAAAUCAAUUGUUAACCAAAGUAGAUGAUGAGAGGAUGAUGGAACUAAUUGUUUUGGCAAAGAUCAUUGGCAAAGUGGAGUUUUCCAAUCUUAAAUGCACUUCCUGGGAUCCCGAGUGGGUUGACUUCGAGUAUUGCUAUCUGAAAGCAUAUAAUCGUACUUUCAGGUACCUUUCCCUGAAAGCUAAACUUUACAAAUUACCCGUUAAGGAAAUUAAGGUGAACUUUGCAUUGUUGAAGCGAUUUGGGGGCCUGAAGACAACUCUCUACAACAUUACUAUAGAUGGUUGCAAAUUUGUAAAGGAUGAAACGAAAGCAAAUCCAAUCAUAACAUAUCUCUACGGUUUCUACAGAGUUUACUCCAAUAUUAAUCAUACGUGUCCUUACGAUCAUGAUAUUAUUAUGGAGAAAAUCCCUGCCACCGUUUUCGACACACAAUUCUCUGAGAUUCUUCCAUUCGCUCGUGGGGAAUACCUCUUUAAGUCAAAUUGGAUUUAUCAAAGCAACAACAAGGCCUCCGUUCAUGUAUAUCUUUCAUAUACCUAAAAAGCUGAACAAUUGAAAAUUGUUCUUAAAUUUCCAAGUAUGAAUUUACUUGAA